Lymnaea stagnalis (great pond snail) is the source of this 21119-nucleotide messenger RNA. NCBI's taxonomy places the organism in Eukaryota, Metazoa, Mollusca, Gastropoda, Lymnaeidae. The record is from the annotation of a GenBank genome assembly.
GGUGAGGAGUAUGUCUUGAAUCAGGCCGGUGGCCGAUGUUUUAUUUGUGGCGUUGACUUUACGUCACCGUCACAUGCCACGCAGCACCUGUCUGGCCAAAAACACAAGAAAAAAUCAGCAAGUCAAACACUUCAGGGAGCUCUGGGCUUAAAUCAGUCGUCGUCACUUGGUCAUUCUCAGUUUCCCGCAGUACUUCAGCAGUCGUCACCGUUCCCAAACCAGAAUAACUCACAGUUGGUCAUGACAGAUUCAUCAGCGGCCCUGCCCCCUUUCACGCCCCCACAGGGUCCCAAUGGGGAAGACUUUGUAAUGAGAGGCACUAGAGGACAUUGCUAUGUAUGUGACAUAGAACUAACAUCUCGUGAACAUGCUCAAUCUCAUUUGAAUGGAUCCAAGCAUGCGAAAAAAUGUGGCGUGAACUCCGUGGCCUCUGCAGACAGCAUGUUUCCACCCCCCGGGAAGGUCCUCAUGUGCGCCUUAUGUCAGGUGCCGUUCUCAUGCAUGAGAAAUGCAGAAGAACAUUUUCAGAGUGAAAAGCACAAGAAAAAAGUUAUGACCAUCAGGCCGAUAUCCUUUUCAGAGCCUGAUUAUUCUAAUGACCCAGAGCAGACUGAAGUGAUGAGACUAUAUUCAUCAACCUCCGUCAGAAGCUCUGGCGUAACAACAUCUACUCCACUGAAAUUGUCCAGCUGUGUGGGAGAUGUUAAUAAUGAAAAGAUUCGAAACAUCUGUAUGGAGAACCCUCGGUCCCAGCAUUCGUCAGGUUUAAAAUCAGAUUCUUCAUUAUGCCCAAGUGAAUCUGAUUGUAGUGGAGUGAUGAACCCAAUUCGGUAUUGUGAAAUCAUUGACACUGCUAAUAAUGCAUCAGUGACUGGUCGCGUUAACAUAUCUAAUCAAAUAAUUGAAGGACCCUGCAUUUCAACUAAUUUAGGUGCAAUUGACACGGCUAAUAAUGCAUCAGUGACUGGUCGUGCUAACAUAUCUAAUCAAACAAUUGAAGGACCCUGCAUUCCAACUACCAGUAAUUUAGGUGCAACAAAAUGCAUUGCUGAAAGUUUCAGUUCAAAUUUGAAUGAGGCUGGAAAAUCACCUAUCAAAAUUGUUGAAAUGAAAAUUCCAUUGGAGAGUUUAACAGACAACACCAUGCAGCCACCCAAUAGCAAUUACACAAGCAAUGUUGUCAGUACCAUGAAGCCAUCCAAUAACUACACGGGCAAUGUUGUCAGUACCAUGAAGCCAUCCAAUAACUACAUGGGCAAUGUUGUCAGUACCAUGAAGCCAUCCAAUAACUACACAGGGAAUGUUGUCAGUACCAUGAAGCCAUCCAAUAACUACACAGGCAAUGUUGUCAAUACCAUGACGCCAUCCAAUAAUACCUCCGCAGGCAACGUUGACAAUACAAUGCAGCUUGCAGGAAGUGAGGCAGUCUCACUAAAUAAAAGUCUUGACAGCAGGAGCUCGGUUGUUUUGGAUGAGCAAAGAAAACUACUUCUAGAAAGUGCUGAGGCUGCUGGGAAUACUUCCUGUCAGUUAGAGCAGCUUCAGACGAAGUUGAAGCAAACUACUUUGAACGGCCCCGCUACUGGAAUUGUAAGAAGUACACCAAAUCAAAAUGUAUUGCAACCAGCUUUUGGGAUUAAUCACAGCGCCCAAACACUCCUACAGGAAAAAUUACCAAGCCUAAAAGAAGAAAACGCUCAGAAUCCAGUGGGAUUUUCACAUGGUGCUUCACAUCAGAUCGGUGCAGCAUAUGAAGAAGAAUCGAGAACUUCUAGGAGGGGUGAGCAGUCUCUACACAGGGAACUGAUUGAGCCUAACUUUUUAAUUAAGCAGCAAAACAGAUCAAGUGAUGGUAAAUUUACCGUCAGUCAUGACAAUGGUGCCCAGCAGCCUGCAAAUGUGUCAGCUGAUGUAGACAUGACUCCCAGCAAGCAAGGGACGUUAAAGGAGGAGCUGCGAGUAAGAUCAGAGCAUGAAGAAUAUACACCCCAUUCAUCUAGACAGUCUGGGCAGAACUUUGCACCACGGGUUUUAUAUUUCAUCCCUACAAGAGACCAGCAGCCGAUGUCUGAGUGCGAGAGAGACGUGGAAUCACAGACAAUAGCAAAUGAGGCAACAGCAAGUGAGUAUGAGAAUCGAAACAAUUCAAUGUCUGGGACUCAAGUGAAAGAUGCGAAAUUUAACGAGGUCAAUCAAGAUCAUGCGAUCCCAGCCAACAGUCGAAAAGUCUCCUAUGAAAAAGAUCAGAAAAUAAAUAACAUUUCUGAAGCUGGUCAAGUUUAUUCUCCAAGUACUGGUCAAGUUUAUUCUUCAAAGGAUUUUGGUGUUACUCUGAAACAAGAAGACAUGUUGCAGCAGCCAAGCCAACGGGAAAACUUUUCCGAAACCAUGAAAGCUGUUGGAAACUUUUCUAAUCAGCAACUAAUUAAGACAAAGGCACCAGGUGCUGGUCAAGUGGCUUAUUCAGGUGCUGGUCAAGUGGCUUAUUCAGGUGCUGGUCAAGUGGCUUAUUCAAGUGCUGGUCAACUUUCUGCUCCGGCUGCUGGUCAAGUUUCUUAUUCAAGUGCUGGUCAACUUACUUCUCUGGCUGCUGGUCAACUUUCCUAUUCAAGUGCUGGUCAACUUUCUGCUCCGGCUGCUGGUCAAGUUUCUUAUUCAAGUGCUGGUCAACUUACUUCUCCGGCUGCUGGUCAACUUUCUUAUUCAAGUGCUGGUCAACUUUCUUCUCUGGCUGCUGGUCAAGUUUCUUCUCUGGGUGCUGGUCAAGUAUCUUCCCUGGGUGCUGGUCAAUUUUCUUUUCUCAAUGCUAGUCAGUUUUCUACUCCGAGUGCUGGUCAAUUAUGUUCUCUGAGUGAUAGUCAGUAUUCUUCUUCGAGUGCUGCUCAAUUUUCUACUCUGAGUGAUGGUCAGGUUUCUUCUCAAAAGGAUUUUGGUGUUACCCUGAGAUCAGCUGACAUGUUGCAGCAGCCUAGCCAUGGAGAAAACCUUUCAGAAGUCUUGGCCAGAAGUCUUGGCCAGGUUGAGCCAGACACCCCAGGUCAGCCAUAUGUAUUCAAUGGAUUGCGUGGGUUCUGCUAUGCAUGUAACUUAGACCUGACCUCCCUUCAACAUGCCAACCAGCAUUUAAAUGGACAGAAACACCAGAAAAAAACUGCCCAGUUUCAUUACACGCAAGCAUUACAAAAGGGAGUCACCUCGCCACUUCCCCCACCAUUAACUCCUGUGGCUUCAAUUCAAACAACCAGCCCCUACCUCGUGCAAGCCCAGACAGCACCCAGUGACAAGCCGUACACAUUCAAUGGCUCCAAGGGAUACUGUUAUGUGUGCAACAUUGAGCUUUCCUCCUACCCACAUGCAAAUCAACAUCUCAAUGGAAAGUCUCACAAGCGUAAUUCUGAGAGAUCCAACAUGGCCAGGCAAGGGAUCGAGUACCCCAAUUACUGUAGCGUCUGCAAGAAAAAGUUCACCGGCACGGAGAGCGCAGCUCAACACUUCACCUCGGUCAAGCACAAAACCAAGGCCUGCCUCAUUGGCGAGGACGUUAUGACUGUGAAACACUUGGAUGAAGGGAGAGUUAUUUUAAAAGAUGGUCAGGUCUGGUAUUUUUGCGAUGUCUGCCAAUGUCCAGUUAAUACAGAGGAGCAGUUUCUCAUUCACAAAGAAACAUCCAAGCACAAAAAGGAGUCGGAAGCAAAACGUGCUAGUCAGUCAGAGUCCCCGGAACAAGACACAGUUUCAAACACAGAGUCGGUUGCUUAUGGGCUUCACUACUUGUUAGAUGGCCAGCCUCAGAAUGUGCAGAGGUGUGUCAGCCCAGGUGCUGCAGUGCCCCAAUGUGUCAUAGAUGAGAACCGCCAUCACCUGACGUAUGGGGAAUCCCCUGUUGUCAGCACAAAUGAACAUCUUCAACCAAGACUUGGCAGUAUGUUGUUUUUUUUCUUUAACUUUUUUAUCUGAGUAGCCAGGUUGGCUUUUUCUUGGUUCAUACUUCUAUGAAAUGGAGUGGGGAUCAUAAUUAUAAACAUUUAAUUCUAUUAGAUCAUUUCACUUUAUUAAAAUUAAUUGGACGUAGAAAACUGCAACAGUGUCAAAGCAAUGGUGAUAGCACUCACUUUUGUCAAGGCAAUGGUGAUAGCACUAACUUUAGUCAAGGCAAUGGCGAUAGCACUUACUUAUGUCAAGGCAAUGGUGAUAGCACUCACUUUUGUCAAGGCAAUGGUGAUAGCACUCACUUUUGUCAAGCCAAUGGUGAUAGCACUCACUUUUGUCAAGGCAAUGGUGAUAGCACUAACUUUAGUCAAGGCAAUGGUGAUAGCACUCACUUUUGUCAAGGCAAUGGUGAUAGCACUCACUUUUGUCAAGGCAAUGGUGAUAGCACUCACUUUUGUCACGGCAAUGGUGAUAGCACUCACUUUUGUCAAGACAAUGGUGAUGGCACUCACUUUUGACAAGGCAAUGGUGAUAGCACUCACUUUUGUCAAGGCAAUGGUGAUAGCACUCACUUUUUUCAAGGCAAUGGUGAUGGCACUCACUUUUGUCAAGGCAAUGGUGAUGGCACUCACUUUUGUCAAGGCAAUGGUGAUGGCACUCACUUUUUUCAAGGCAAUGGUGAUGGCACUCACUUUUGUCAAGGCAAUGGUGAUAGCACUCACUUUUGUCAAGGCAAUGGUGAUGGCACUCACUUUUGUCAAGGCAAUGGUGAUGGCACUCACUUUUGUCAAGGCAAUGGUGAUAGCACUCACUUUUGUCAAGGCAAUGGUGAUGGCACUCACUUUUGUCAAGGCAAUGGUGAUAGCACUCACUUUUGUCAAGGCAAUGGUGAUAGCACUCACUUUUGUCAAGGCAAUGGUGAUAGCACUCACUUUUUUCAAGGCAAUGGUGAUAGCACUCACUUUUUUCAAGGCAAUGGUGAUGGCACUCACUUUUGUCAAGGCAAUGGUGAUGGCACUCACUUUUGUCAAGGCAAUGGUGAUGGCACUCACUUUUUUCAAGGCAAUGGUGAUGGCACUCACUUUUGUCAAGGCAAUGGUGAUAGCACUCACUUUUGUCAAGGCAAUGGUGAUGGCACUCACUUUUGUCAAGGCAUUGGUGAUGGCACUCACUUUUGUCAAGGCAAUGGUGAUAGCACUCACUUUUGUCAAGGCAAUGGUGAUAGCACUCACUUUUUUUAACCAAAUAAAAUUGUCUUAUUAAAUUGUUUUUAAAAAAUGAAAUAUUCAGCAUAUUUAGAAAAUAAAAUAUGACUUUUCUCUUGAUCACCGACUAAAUAUAGAAUAUUUUGGUCAUAUUUAUUGUAUUUUUAUUACUAAAUGUAAGUUGGUUUUAUUUCCUUCAAAAGUUGCGUGCUUGAAAAUUAUUUGACUAAUGAGUUACUUUUGAUACAAAACAGUGACAAUGUUGUAUUAAAUUUAUCUUACUGAUAAACGGUGUUAUAACUGUGUUAUUUUUUAUGCAGCUCCUCCAAGAGAAGAUGUCAUCACCAAUGUAGCGUUUACUGCAAAAGGUCGACCAAUUUUAGGAGGUGGAGCAGCAUCAGCUUUUGCGCGUCCCCAAAUUGAGGUCAGCCACAACCCAGUGGAACGCUAUGCAGCCCAUGUGAGCCCAACAGUUUUCUCGCAACAGCCUGGCCCAACAGCUUUCUCGCAACAGCCAGGCCAAGGUUCCUCAACAGAUUAUUCACACUUUGGAAAUUCUACUGGCUUCAGUCUGCAUCAUUUUGGUGCUGUCGGCGAGAGGAGUGGGUCAAGUAAUGUUGGUGGCGGCUCAGGAAGUACCGGCAGCUCAGGAAAGACCAGCAGCUCAGGAAGUACCGGCAGUCUGGGAAAUCAUCAUGGGCAGACGAGGGGAGAACCCUCAAGUGGUAAUGGGUUGGCGACAAGAUCUAGUGAUGAGCAAGGAGCUGCUGGAUGGACAUCUGGGAGAGAAGAUGAUGAUUUUAAUGAUGGCGGGUCAGUUGCGUUCGGGAAUGAUGGUGGAAACACACCAAGGCUGAGUGAAGAAGGAUUUAUGAAAAUGCCCGGAAAAACUCAGCGCAGCAUCAGUCGAGGACGAGACAAGGGUCCAAGGGACAUAAUUUCAUUGGAUAAAUGUGAAGAAGAUUAUGAAAAUGACGAAGAUUCUUAUGCCCAGGAAGAGCUGCGUAAGAAUUUGAAUAUUCAGGAUGAAAUUGAAAAAUCGCCUCAGCCGAGCCCUGCUCCUGAAAGUCCUGCUCCAGAAAGGAGCACCAAACAGGGUUUUCGGUAUUACUGCAGGACCUGCGACAAACACAUGAACACACUGGAAAACUAUAAUGCACACAUCAAGGGCAACAACCACUUGUAUAUGUCAUCUUUCAGGUCGGCCCCAACUCGCAAUCUUGAUCCGAUUAUGAAAACAUUUAAUGAACUGCCCCCUUGUCACAACCUUUUCAAUAUCUGCAACGACUAUGCUAGAUGUUACCAGGUAGAACUUGUUAUAAAAGCAAUGGCUGGAGAUAAGAUUAUCUAUCUGCCCACUGGUGAGUGAACAUUUGUAAAUGUGUUGUAAUUUUGUUGAUGGACAUAUCUGCACACAAGUACGCAACAGUUUUAAUUUUACCUAAGAUGGUAGUUGGUAUUAAAAUUGUUUUUAGUAUUUGUUUAAAAAGCACUAGAGUAUUCUCAUUUACCUGGAGGACAACUGAGCUCUACAUCACAGAAAAAAUAAUUGUGGUGCUUGGAUCACUGGGCAUUUUCUUUAGAAGGGUUUUUUAGAACCAAAUAUGCAAUCUUCUCUAUAAUUUUAUUGAAUUCCUGUAUGAACGUCAGUCUGUAUUCCCUGUAAUUUCACACUAUGUUUGUGACAUUUGAAAGGAUAUUUUCAGCUCCUAGUCGCUCUAAUUUGUCUUAAUAGCUAUACAAAUUUAGAAGCAAAUGUGAGGCAAUGUUCCCACUAAUUUAACAUAAUGACCCGUGCGCAAAGAAACUCCAUUGAUCUGUUUCAACCAGUGUCAUGCCUCGUGUUGUGUCAUGUUGUGUCAUGCCUCAUGUUGUGAAAAGCCUUAUGUUGUAUCAUGGCUUUGUUGUGUCAUGGUGUGUCAUGCCUCGUGUUGUGGCAUGUCUCAUGUUUUGUCAUGUCUCAUGUUGUGUCAUGUCUCAUGUUGUGUCAUGUCUCAUGUUUGUCAUGUCUCAUCAUGUGUCUUGGGUCAUGUUGUGUAAUGGCUCAUGUUGUGUCAUGGCUCAUGUUGUGUCAUGGCUCAUGAUGUGUCAUGUCUCAUGUUUUGUCAUCCCUCAUCAUGUGUCUUGGGUAUUGUUGUGUCAUGCCUCAUGGUGUGUCAUGCCUCAUGUUGUGUUAUGGCCCAUGUUGUGUCAUGGCUCAUGUUGUGUCAUCGCUCAUCAUGUGUCAUGCCUCAUGGUGUGUCAUGCCUCAUGUUGUGUCAUGCCUCAUUUUGUGUCAUGGCUCAUGUUUUGUCAUGCCUUAUGUUGUGUCAUGGCUCAUGUUGUGUCAUAACUCAUGUUUUGUCAUGCCUCAUGUUGUGGCAUGUCUCAUGUUGUGUCAUGUCUCAUGGUGUGUCAUGUCUCAUGUUUGUGUCAUGCCUCAUGGUAUGUCAUGUCUCAUGUUGUGUCAUGCCUCAUGGUGUGUCAUGAUGUGUCAUGCCUCAUGUUGUGUCAUGUGUGGAUUUCUGUUUCAUUUUAUAACAAAUGUUUUGGACAUUGCUACUUACAUCUCAUGGAAAUAAAAAUUCCUUACUAGCUCUUUAAAACAGAACAUAGGUUUUGGGCUAAUUUUAUCCCUUUUGCAUUGGUUCAAUGCAGUGCUCCUCAAAUUGGAGGCCCCUAGGUAAGUUUGAUUGCCUGAAAUGGUAAAUAUCUCAAUGAAAUAUUAUUAUUAUAGCUCAGUGUUAAGGCUGCUGAACAUUUAGAUUGUUUUCUACUGAAGAAAAGUAUUUGUUAUUUUUAUAUGUUGUUUAACACUGUUUUUCAAAUUAUUUUGCUUCUCUUACUAAAGACAUCAGGGAUAUCAGACACUGAAGUUUGCUGCAAAUCAAGCAAUAAAUUGUUGUGUACUUGUCAGUUAUAGAUAAAGUUUUUAAGCAUUUUUUUUUUACAUUGCUUAACUAUUUUGAUAUUUUUUAAGAACUUUUUUAUAGAAUAGUCUAAAUUUACCUACCAGUUCAUAUGAACCAACUUAUUUUACCAAACAUUUUUGUUGAAAUAAUUAAUGGUAAAUGUAUUUGCAGUUGCGAGGAGAUGAAGUCAAUCUUCUUAAAACUAAAUCAUUCAUCUCUACUUUUGUAUCCCAGUUUAUUUAUAGCACAAAUUGUGGUGUUGGCUUGGAAAAGUUGGCGAACCACUGUAUUUGUGCCUUAGAGUUAACAUAAAGACAUUUUAAAUUGUUUACACUGGUAAUUUAAUUUCUCAAUAAGGUUGUUGAAAAAAUCUGUUAAGAACGAUAUAAUGUUGUGCCGGCAGGAACCGGGAAAACUCUGGUGGCCGUCAUGACCAUGGCAGUGAUGUUGGAGGAGAACCCCUCGCGGCCAGUUCUUUUUCUUGUGGAUAAAGUGCUCCUUGUGCUUCAGCAAACAAAUUACAUUAAGAGGCAACUUGAAGGAAAGACGUUCACAAGGUAAUGUAUCUGGCAAUGUGAGGCAAGGGGCUGGGAUUUGGUAGAGAUUUUCACAGGGUAAUGUGUCUGGCAAUGUGAGGCAAGGGGCUGGGAUUUGGUAGAGAUUUUCACAGGGUAAUGUGUCUGGCAAUGUGAGGCAAGGGGCUGGGAUUUGGUAGAGAUUUUCACAGGGUAAUGUGUCUGGCAAUGUGAGGCAAGGGGCUGGGAUUUGGUAGAGAUUUUCACAGGGUAAUGUGUCUGGCAAUGUGAGGCAAGGGGCUGGGAUUUGGUAGAGAUUUUCACAGGGUAAUGUGUCUGGCAAUGUGAGGCAAGGGGCUGGGAUUUGGUAGAGAUUUUCACAGGGUAAUGUGUCUGGCAAUGUGAGGCAAGGGGCUGGGAUUUGGUAGAGAUUUUCACAGGGUAAUGUGUCUGGCAAUGUGAGGCAAGGGGCUGGGAUUUGGUAGAGAUUUUCACAAGGUAAUGUGUCUGGCAAUGUGAGGCAGGGGGCUAGGAUUUCGUAGAGAUUUUCACAGGGUACUGUGUGUUGCAAUGUGAGGCAGGGGGCUGGGAUUUGGUAGAGAUGUUCACAAGGUUUUGUCUCUGGCAAUGUGAGGCAGGGGGCUGGGAUUUGGUAGAGAUGUUCACAAGGUACUGUGUCUGGCAAUGUGAGGCAAGGGGCUGGGAUUUGGUAGUGAUGUUCACAAGGUAAUGUAUCUGGCAAUGUGAGGCAGGGGGCUAGGAUUUGGUAGAGAUGUUCACAGGGUAAUGUAUCUGGCAAUGUGAGGCAGUGGGCUAGGAUUUGGUAGAGAUGUUCACAAGGUAAUGUAUCUGGCAAUGUGAGGCAGGGGGCUGGAAUUUGGUAGAGAUGUUCACAAGGUACUGUGUGUUGCAAUGUGAGGCAGGGGGCUGGGAUUUGUAAGUGAUGUUCACAAGGUAAUGUAUCUGGCAAUAUGAGGCAGGGGGCUAGGAUUUGGUAGUGAUGUUCACAAGGUAAUGUAUCUGGCAAUGUGAGGCAGGGGGCUGGGAUUUGGUAGAGAUGUUCACAAGGUUUUAUCUCUGGCAAUGUGAGGCAGGGAGCUGGGAUUUGGUAGUGAUGUUCACAAGGUUUUAUAUCUGGCAAUGUGAGGCAGGGAGCUGGGAUUUGGUAGAGAUGUUCAAAGGGUACUGUGUCUGGCAAUGUGAGGCAGGGGGCUGGGAUUUGGUAGAGAUGUUCACAGGGUACUGUGUCUGGCUAUGUGAGGCAGGGGGCUGGGAUUUGGUAGAGAUGUUCACAGGGUACUGUGUCUGGCAAUGUGAGGCAGGGGGCUGGGAUUUGGUAGAGAUGUUCACAGGGUACUGUGUCUGGCAAUGUGAGGCAAAGGGCUGGGAUUUUGUAGAGAUGUUCACAGGGUACUGUGUCUGGCAAUGUGAGGCAGGGGGCUGGGAUUUGGUAGAGAUGUUCACAGGGUACUGUGUCUGGCAAUGUGAGGCAGGGGGCUGGGAUUUGGUAGAGAUGUUCACAGGGUACUGUGUCUGGCAAUGUGAGGCAGGGGGCUGGGAUUUGGUAGAGAUGUUCACCGGGUACUGUGUCUGGCAAUGUGAGGCAGGGGGCAGGUAUUUGGUAGAGAUGUUCACAGGGUACUGUGUCUGGCAAUGUGAGGCAGGGGGCUGGGAUUUGGUAGAGAUGUUCACAGGGUACUGUGUCUAGCUAUGUGAGGCAAGGGGCUGGGAUUUGGUAUAAAGUUCUGGGAAUCUCUUUUGAUCAUGCCAUUUAAACGAUGUAGGUCUAUAAUGUUGUUGUCAUCUAUGAUGGUCUUGGCCAUCUAUGAUAGUCUUGGCCAUCUCUGAUGGUAUUGACCAUCUAUGAUUGUGUUGGCCAUCUCCUGAGGGUGUUGGCCAUCAAAUGAGGGUGUUGACCAUCUAUGAUGGUGUUGGCCAUCUAAGAAGGUUUUGCCCAUCGAUGGUGGUGUUAGCCAUUUAAUGAGGGUGUUGGUCAUCAAAUAGGGGUGUUGGCCAUCUAAUGAGGCUGUUAGCCAUCUAAUGAGGGUGUGGGCCAUCUAAUGAGGGUGUUGGCCAUCUAUUGAUGGUGUUAGCCAUCUAAUGAGGGUGUUAGCCAUCUAAUGAGGGUAUUAGCCUUCUAAUGAGGGUGUUUUCCAUUUAAUGAGGGUGUUUGUUUGCCAUCCUUGAUGGUGUUGGCCAUUUAAUGAGGGUGUUGGCCAUCUAUGAUGGUGUUGGCCAUUUAAUUAGGAUGUUGGCCAGUGAAGGUACAAAUCACUUUAGUAUGCCAAUAGAUUGUAUGCAAUGAGGUGCUAACAAUAAAAAAAUAUUUUGGAAUAAAAUCGGUUCCUUGUUUUUCCUGAAAUGUCACUUUUUAAGCUCAUGUUUAAAAUUGAUUGAACCAGCACAGGGCAUUUUCAUAACCUCUUGUCUUGCUUGUAAAGACUGGCUUUUGCAUAUCACCCACCAUCUAAAUCUCUCGAUCUGUAUUCCUAUCAGAACUGACUUAAAGGACGGGAAAGCAAUCAUAAAGCGGGAAGUCGUCAUAAAGGCCAUUUGCGGUGGUCUCACUUCUAAAAGUGAACUGCCGAUAUGGAAGUUUGACAUUGUGAUCACAACAGCGGGUGAGUUAAAACUGUUAAGAAUAGCUGAAAUGUCAGCUAGAUUUUCCCACCCCCACCAGCACCAACUCACACCCCCCCCCACACGCACCCACUCACACUCCCCACAAAGAGUUCUUAUAUAUGGGUUUACUUACAUUCUUUUCCCCCUCUAUUAUUUGCCUAUUUCUUGCCACUAAUAUUUUGGUUUUGGUUUUUCACAAAUUUUAAAUAGCUGUGGAAACUGGCCCGGGCGUAACAGUUACUCAGACAAACAUUACAAUACCAGACAAGCAUUACUAUAUCAGAAAAACAUUACUGUAUCAGACAAACAUUACAAUAUCAUCAGGCAAACAUUACUAUAUCAGACAAACAUUACAAUAUCAUCAGGAAAAUAUUACAAUAUCAGACAAACAUUACUGUAUCAGACAAAAAUUACAACAGCAGAAACAUCAAAAUAUCAGACAAACAUUACAAAAUCAGAAUCAGGCAAACAUUACAAUAUCAAAAUAAACAUUACAAUAUCAGACUACAAUAUCAGACCAGCAUUAUAUUACCAGACAAACAAUAUGACAUCGUUUAUAAAAAAUUAAUUUCAUUAAGAAGAAUCACUGAGUUCAAUUGUCAAUUUUAUCACAAACAAUUAUCCAAACAAUUAUCCAAACAAUUAUCCAAACAUUUAUCCAAACAUUUAUCCAAAUAUUUAUCCAAACAAUUAUCCAAACAAUUAUCCAAACAAUUAUCCAAACAAUUAUCCAAACAAUUAUCCAAACAAUUAUCCAAACAUUUAUCCAAACAAUGAUCCAAACAAUUAUCCAAACAUUUAUCCAAACAAUUAUCCAAACAAUUAUCCAAACAAUUAUCCAAAUAUUUAUCCAAACAUUCAUCCGACACUUGCAGAAGAAUUAAGACAUUUCUGGUCUCUAAUAAUAUAAAUUCUGUGUUAAGCAUUCUGUCACAACAUGCUGCAGAGAGGCCUCAUCCGAUGGGAAGAUUUCUCACUGAUAGUGCUGGACGAGGUCCAUCACUGCAACAAGCAACAUCCCUAUCACAAGCUGCUCAGCGGCUAUCACAACUGUCUGCAGCCGCCCAGUAAUCGGGCCAAGAUGUUGGGUCUCACGGCAUCCCCGGCCGGUAAAACCUCUGAAGUGGAAACAUACAACAUGCUACGAGGAUUGUUGGCGAAUCUAGGUCAGUGGGACAAUGAGGCGUAUAUUGCAUACAUCCUUCAACUGUUAUUUCUUUUCUUUGUUGUUUAACCUAGAAUAAUGAAUUAGCAAUCUCUCUACUAUAUCUUAAAGAAAAUUAUACAAUUGGAAACCAUUUUUGUACAUUUCAAACUUGUGCCUAUGAUCUUGUCUUGGUUUUAAAAAAUGGAAAAAUUAUUGAAUGAAAAGAAAAGUCUCCCACGUAUUGUAGAACUUGGUGGGCUUCUUACAUCCUAUACGGUGAUAAUUAUGGGGACCAUUGAUGAAACUAAUCACUCCAAACAUCAACUUCAUCAUUUGUAGAUGUUUGUAAGUUGUCUGUGGACAUUGGAUUUACGCUGCUCAGUUUGCAAGCCCUAAGAAAUGUGUACCAACAGUAUUAUAAAGUUAAGGUUAAAAAAAUAAUUAAAAAAUUGAAGUUUAGGAGAAUAAAUGAAUUGUUUCCACCAGGUGGUGCUGGCGUAGCUAUUGUGGAAAGUGAAGAGGAUGAGUUAAAGACAUACGAGUCCAGUGCAGAAGUGCACGCCAUCUGUGUCCCCAUGUCCAACAGAGAGAGAGAGUUUCAUUUGCACCUCCUGGAAUACACGGUGAUGUGCUAUUCAAAAUUUGCCCCGUUAUCAUCCCUGCGAGAUGUCAGGACUGCUCCUUGUUCUUUUCUUCUCCAAGCCAUGCAAGACCCUUUGAACAGACAGGUGAGAUGUUUGAUAACUUCAUUUUUGUUUACAUCAUUUAGAUAAACACAUUCAGUUGCUCAGUUAUCUGGUAAGUAGGGAAUAACACAGAGCUUAUUCUGGCUACGCAUUAUGAUUCAUCAAAGUUUGUCAGUUAGUUGAGUUACUUAUUCCAAAGUAUCUGAAGCAAAAGUUAAAUGCUGAUUUGCUAACCUUCGUCUAGCAUUUUCAUCAAAUUAAGGUUUAUAUUAGGAACAAGAAAUGAGAAAGCUUGAAAUAUAAUUGAAAACAAUACAACAGACAAAUGGUCAGCAAUGCUUCUCAGGUGAACAAGAAAUAAAAAGAGGAAAAUAGAGUUUAAAAUGAAGUUGCCCUCAAACCGGAAGGCAAUUCAGGAAGUAAACUUUGCACUACUUUAAUGCAAUAACUGCAGUAUUAAACUAAAUUUAACCCAGCAUACCUGAUGAGUUUUUAAACCAAGUUUGUUGGUCAUCAGUCAGACAAGGUGUGGGUAGGCUGUUUGAUGCCCACUCUGAGCCAUUUUCUAAGAAUUUCAGUUAUUUUACAUUUUCUAAUUCCUGCUUACAAAAGAUUAUUGUGUUUGUGAUUUGAUGUCAGAUCAAGGUCAUGGCAGGUCAAGGUCAAAUUAACAGCAUUAAAAAAAAAACAUUUGCCUUGUAACUUUUCACAUUAAUAUUUCAACUUUUUAAAAAAAAACUUUUUCUGUUAACAUUUUUCAUCUUUUUUCAUUUAAACACUAAAUAAUGGUGAUAAUUAAAGAAAGAACACUUUAUUUUGAAAGUUGGAUAUUGUUUCAGAUAAAGUUAUUUUAAAAAUAUAACUAAAAUAAGAAGGGUUUGCUCUUCUUCACCAGAUUUUUAGUUCAUAGUUUUCUUGUGACUGUUGGACUUGUGCCAUGUACACAGACUGUUGGACUUGUGCCCUGUACACAGACUGUUGGACUUGUGCCCCGUACACAGACUGUUGGACUUGUGCCCUGUACACAGACUGUUGGACUUGUGCCCUGUACACAGACUGUUGGACUUGUGCCCUGUACACAGACUGUUGGACUUGUGCCCUGUACACAGACUGUUGGACUUGUGCCCCGUACACAGACUGUUGGACUUGUGCACUGUACACAGACUGUUGGACUUGUGCCCUGUACACAGACUGUUGGACUUGUGCCCUGUACACAGACUGUUGGACUUGUGCCCCGUACACAUACUGUUGGACUUGUGCCCCGUACACAGACUGUUGGACUUGUGCACUGUACACAGACCGUGGGACUUGUGCACUGUACACAGACCGUGGGACUUGUGCCCCGUACACAGACUGUUGGACUUGUGCCCCGUACACAGACUGUUGGACUUUUGCCCCGUACACAGACUGUUGGACUUGUGCACUGUACACAGACCGUGGGACUUGUGCACUGUACACAGACCGUGGGACUUGUGCCCCGUACACAGACUGUUGGACUUGUGCACUGUACACAGACUGUUGGACUUGUGCACUGUACACAGACUGUUGGACUUGUGCACUGUACACAGACCGUGGGACUUGUGCCCCGUACACAGACUGUUGGACUUGUGCACUGUACACAGACUGUUGGACUUGUGCACUGUACACAGACUGUUGGACUUGUGCCCUGUACACAGACUGUUGGACUUGUGCCCUGUACACAGACUGUUGGACUUGUGCACUGUACACAGACUGUUGGACUUGUGCACUGUACACAGACUGUUGGACUUGUGCACUGUACACAGACUGUUGGACUUGUGCCCUGUACACAGACUGUAGGACUUGUGCCCCGUACACAGACUGUUGGACUUGUGCACUGUACACAGACUGUGGGACUUGUGCCCCGUACACAGACCGUGGGACUUGUGCCCCGUACACAGACUGUUGGACUUGUGCCCUGUACACAGACUGUUGGACUUGUGCCCUGUACACAGACUGUUGGACUUGUGCCCUGUACACAGACUGUUGGACUUGUGCCCCGUACACAGACUGUUGGACUUGUGCCCUGUACACAGACUGUUGGACUUGUGCCCUGUACACAGACUGUUGGACUUGUGCCCUGUACACAGACUGUUGGACUUGUGCCCUGUACACAGACUGUUGGACUUGUGCCCCGUACACAGACUGUUGGACUUGUGCCCUGUACACAGACUGUUGGACUUGUGCCCUGUACACAGACUGUUGGACUUGUGCCCUGUACACAGACUGUUGGACUUGUGCCCCGUACACAGACUGUUGGACUUGUGCCCUGUACACAGACUGUUGGACUUGUGCCCCGUACACAGACUGUUGGACUUGUGCACCGUACACAGACUGUUGGACUUGUGCACUGUACACAGACUGUUGGACUUGUGCCCCGUACACAGACCGUUGGACUUUUGCCCCGUACACAGACUGUUGGACUUUUGCCCCGUACACAGACUGUUGGACUUGUGCCCCGUACACAGACUGUUGGACUUGUGCCCCGUACACAGACUGUUGGACUUGUGCCCCGUACACAGACUGUUGGACUUGUGCCCCGUACACAGACUGUUGGACUUGUGCCCCGUACACAGACUGUUGGACUUGUGCACUGUACACAGACUGUUGGACUUGUGCACUGUACACAGACCGUUGAACUUUUGCACUGUACACAGACCGUUGGACUUGUGCACUGUACACAGACUGUUGACUUGUGUACUGUACACCGACUGUUGGACUUGUGCACUGUACACCGACUGUUGGACUUGUGCGCUGUACCAACACUGUUGGACUUGUGCGCUGUACACAGACUGUUGGACUUGUGCGCUGUACACAGACUGUUGGACUUGUGCGCUGUACCAACACUGUUGGACUUGUGCGCUGUACCAACACUGUUGGACUUGUGCGCUGUACCAACACUGUUGGACUUGUGCGCUGUACACAGACUGUUGGACUUGUGCGCUGUACCAACACUGUUGGACUUGUGCGCUGUACCAACACUGUUUGACUUGUGCGCUGUACCAACACUGUUGGACUUGUGCCCUGUACACACAUAAUGUUUCACUGCCCAUAGAUAAAAAUAAUGUCAUGUUUUCUUCAAUGUAUUAUUUCAUAAAUUGUUGCUCUUAUGCAUUGGCUUGAUCCCCAACCACCACCUGUGAUUUGUAGGUGACCAGACAAAUUGCUGAGAACUUUCUGAAAGAUGAAGAACCCUUGUCUGAGCUGCUGAUUCAGAUCAACAUGGCCACCUGCCUGUCCAAAGACAAUCAGGAUGUCAAAUUCAAAUUCGAUCAUCUAAAAUUGCACCUGCAAACAUUAUUAUUGACCAUCCCUGAGGUGGGGACGGGCGCAAACUUCAUCGAAGAACUUUGUAAAGUCUUGGCUCCAAGUGACACAGUCCAGGUAAGCAAAACUAGUAAAAUACUAGACUAUCUCCCAUUAAUCUACAAACUCUUUAAUCUUCUUCUUCUUUUUUUUCCUUUUCAACUCCCACUGGAGCAUUGGCUGUUAACAAGUUCUUUCCAAGCCUUCCGGUCUCUUGCUAUCUUCUCUAAAUCUUUUGAACUCAUUUCUAUCUUUAGGAAUUAAUUUUACACAAAGAGUUUGCUUCAAUAGAAAUAGCUGUCAACUACUAGAUUGUUCAUCACUAUGGUAUGUAUGCCGUAAGGGGUCUAACUCAGCGUUUCCCAAACUUGUGAGUUUCACGGACCGGUGGACUAGUUUAGAAACUGCACCAGAUUUAUUAAUUACAUUUUCUUUCUAUUUAAACAUCAAUAUUCAUGCUCUCUGGACCGGUAACGUAAGGCUCGUGGACCAGAACCGGUCCACAGACCAACCACUUUGAGUAGCACUUGUCUAACUGACAUUAAAUGGUCCACUUGCUACCAGGGAAUAGAUGGACCAUCAAAAUGGUAUACUUACUGCUGGUGAUGAAUAACAAGGAUUGAAAGAACUAGCCACCACAGAUACAGCCACUAUUGUUAAAUCUAUUUGGUCCCGUAUAAGAUAUUUCGUCAUCUUUGAAGAGUUUGAUCCUUUAUAUACCUUAACCAACUGUGCCAGUGACGACCAUUUAUCGUUUUAUUUAAUGAUUUUAACUUAAAAUAAUCUUUGUGUGUGUGUUGUUUUUUUUCAGAUGUGAACGUGUUUUAUUUUGGUUUAGAAAAUUUUGACUUAAAUAUGCUUCUUUUUUUUCUUAUUUUUCUUAACAAUUUUUAAAAACACAGGUGUUUGAGUCCAUGGGACUGCCGUGUAAACAGAUGUUAGGCAUCGUCAAAUUGUUUGAAGACAAUGGGGAAAAGGACAACACCAUGUUUGCCAAGCUGAUUGAGGUUAGUGCUAGUGGGUGGGUGAGGUCAAGCUGUUUGGGGUUAGUGCAAGUGGGUGGGUGAGGUCAAGCGGUUGGGGUUGCUAGUGUGUGGGUGAGGUCAAGCUGAUUGGGGUUAGUGCUAAUGGGUGGGUGAGGUCAAGCGGUUGGAGUUAUUGCUAGUUUGUGGGUGAGGUCAAGCUGAUUGGGGUUAGUGAUAAUGGGUGGGUGAGGUCAAGCUGAUUGAGGUUAGGGCUAGUGGGUGGGUGAGGUCGAGCUGAUUGGGGUUAGUGCUAGUGGGUGGGUGAGGUCAAGCUGAUUGAGGUUAGUAGAGCUGGUCGAUGGCAGACACAUGAUUCAGUUACAGAAUCCUUGUUAAUUAACGAAAAGUUAGUUUUCUAGUGGAAGUUACUGUUUGCAUGUCGUGUCAUGACAUACCCUCUAAGCUAUAACAUUCCAUCUUGUCAAACAAAAGUGAUAUAAUUUUACGAAGUAGAAGAACUAAGAUAGUUAUUGUUAAACACUAGUGAUAUGAUUGUAUGAAGUAGAAGAACUAAGAUAGUUAUUGUUAAACACUAGUGAUGUAAUUGUAUGAAGUAGAAGAACUAAGAUAGUUAUUGUUAAACACUAGUGAUGUAAUUGUAUGAAGUAGAAGAACUAAGAUAGUUAUUGUUAAACACUAGUGAUGUAAUUGUAUGAAGUAGAAGAACUAAGAUAGUUAUUGUUAAACACUAGUGAUGUAAUUGUAUGAAGUAGAAGAACUAAGAUAGUUAUUGUUAAACACUAGUGAUGUAAUUGUAUGAAGUAGAAGAACUAAGAUAGUUAUUGUUAAACACUAGUGAUGUAAUUGUAUGAAGUAGAAGAACUAAGAUAAUUAUUGUUAAACACUAGUGAUGUAAUUGUAUGAAGUAGAAGAACUAAGAUAGUGCCACAUUAAACUUGGUGAAUAAAUUGAUUGGCAUAGAGGGUUCACUUAUUCCACACCUAUCAAACAUGAUUUUUAUAGGUGGGGAAGAGGGAAUGGUAUUGGUGGGAGCAGGGGGGGGGGUAUGUGUGUUGCAGGCAGCAAUAAUGAUAUUUCUCCAUUCAAGUUCAUAUAAUCCUUUUGCUUCUUCAUAUAUCAAUUAGAAAAAAAUCUUUAAUUACCACCAAAAGUAAAUAUAAAGCACUAAUUAUUUAAAUGUGCAUGCCUGCUAACUGCAUGAUAAUCCUUAUAUCUAUUAAAUGUAUAGGCUAAAUAUGUUAUGUAUUAAAUAUAUAGACUAAAUAUGUUAUUUAUUAAAUAUAUAGGCUACAUGGAUAGUUUGCUACAUGAUUUUGUUCAAACACCUUCAGAUUUUACAAGAUAAACGCAAGAUUAAUAUCCAAGAUCAGGCUUCAAAGGCCCUUGUCCUCGUGAGAGAGCGAAAGAUUGCACGGCAGAUAAGUCACAAACUUCGCGAAGAGCCCUUGAUUAAAGCAAACAAUUUACGAGUGACACAUCUUGUGGGCCACGGAAAUGCACAGGAUCACGGCAUGGAUGUCAAGAAACAGAAAAGAGUUCUAGACAAUCAAGAAAGGUACAGUUUUAUUGCAUGUUUUUUUUUAAAAUAAAUAUUUUGGUAAGUGUAAAAAAUGACUUGAUGUUUUCUUGCUGCAUUCAUAAAUGAAUUAUGAACUUUUCAUCACAUUAGAGCUGUUGAUAAAAGCACUCAAUAAAAGAGUACUCAAUUCAUUGCAAUACACAUUUUAUUAUAAUGAUGCUAGUUAUAGCCCACCAAUCAAUGGUGGGGGCUAUGCGUAUACUUCACAUCUCCUAAAAUUACUUGAAAAAAGAUGCAUUCAAGGGCUCUCUCCCCCCACCCCCCACCCCACCCCAACCCCCAGGUACAACACAGCAUUUUUUUUUCACACCCCUGAACUUUAUUAAUUUUGUAAUGUCUCAACCCCUUUCACACCGUAAAUUUAUUAUUUCAUAUUUAAUUUGAGACUAUUUUUGUGAAAAAAAAAAAAAAAAGUCAAUAUGACCCACCAGCUGGGAUAUUUCUAAGAAUUUCAUUGAGCCUAGUUAUGUGGAAUUUAAUUUUNAUGUCUCAACCCCUUUCACACCGUAAAUUUAUUAUUUCAAAUUUAAUUUGAAACUAUUUUUGUGAAAAAAAAAAAAAAAGUCAAUAUGACCCACCAGCUGGGAUAUUUCUAAGAAUUUCAUUGAGCCUAGUUAUGUGGAAUUUAAUUUUGCAGGCUAUUGAACUCACCAAUACUCCAUACUUUCUUUCACACAUAGAGAAUUAAAUUGAUUGAUGAGUUGCAAAAGAUAACCUUCAAAAUAAAAUGUUUGCAUCUUUUCCCAAAAUAUACAAGUAAAGGAUACUUCCCAACAAAAUGUUCAAUCAUUCAGAUGUGGGUUUUAACUUUCAAGACUUUUUAACAUCACUCCGCAUUCCAUCUAUUUAUUCGUCGCAUGUUUUUAAAAAUGUGAAACUCAUCCAUUGUGGAUGCUUUGCAAAAAUUUGUUGAAAGAACUUCUUUUAUUUACCAAUAUUUUUGGAAACCAUUCAGCAAGGAAAUAAAUUCAUUAGAAUGUGUUCACAGAUAAGGGGAGAAAAUAAAUUCAUUAGAAUGUGUUCACAGAUAAGGGGAGAAAAUAAAUUCAUUAGAAUGUGUUCACAGAUAAGGGGAGAAAAUAAAUUCAUUAGAAUGUGUUCACAGAUAAGGGGAGAAAAUAAAGUCAUUAGAAUGUGUUCACAGAUAAGGGGAGAAAAUAAAGUCAUUAGAAUGUGUUCACAGAUAAGGGGAGAAAAUAAAGUCAUUAGAAUGUGUUCACAGAUAAGGGGAGAAAAUAAAGUCAUUAGAAUGUGUUCACAGAUAAGGGGAGAUAAUAAAUUUAUUAGAAUUUGUUCACAGAUAAGGGGAGAUAAUAAAUUCAUUAGAAUUUGUUCACGGAUAAGGGGAGAUAAUAAAUUCUUUAGAAUAUGUUCACAGAUAAGGGGAGAAAAUAAAGUCAUUAGAAUGUGUUCACAGAUAAGGGGAGAAAAUAAAGUCAUUAGAAUGUGUUCACAGAUAAGGGGAGAAAAUAAAGUCAUUAGAAUGUGUUCACAGAUAAGGGGAGAUAAUAAAUUUAUUAGAAUUUGUUCACAGAUAAGGGGAGAUAAUAAAUUCAUUAGAAUUUGUUCACGGAUAAGGGGAGAUAAUAAAUUCUUUAGAAUAUGUUCAUAGAUAAGGGGAGAUAAUAAAUUCAUUAGAAUGUGUUCACGGAUAAGGAGAGAUAUAAGCAUGAUAUUUUUAGUCCAAUAUUAUUUCAUGUUUUUCUCUGUGUGCAUUUUGGACCUAUAGGUACAACAUUUUUGUAGCCACGUCCAUCAUGGAAGAAGGCGUUGACUUCCAGUCCUUGCAGCUCGUCGUGUCCAUGAACCCGCCUACAAGCUUGCGAGCCCUGGUUCAGAUCAGGGGACGCGCCCGCAGAAAGAACAGUCACUUUGUGAUCUUAUGCAGCAGUGAAGAGGAAGUCGAGAAAUUUGAGACCCUGCAACUUCAAGAGAAAAACAUGCAAGCCGCUGCCAAACGGUGCGUAGAGGAAGACAGAAAGGCUGGACAGCAGAAAUAGGCCAGGUUCAAGGCCUCUCUUACACUCUUAAUAACACUAAGACCUCACCAUGGCAGUUUUAUGGUUGGUGCGGUACAAGAGGUAAAAAUGUGAUAAUCCAUUUAUGACUGGAUUUUAAAAUGUUCACUACUGUUCCAUAAAUGGAUAAACCUAGAUUGGGCCAUUUAAUUCCAGAUGGAUAAAAUAAUAAGAACAAAGAGGAGUAAAAUAUUUAAUAUCCUAUACUUUGUGACU